Danio rerio (zebrafish) is the source of this 1069-nucleotide messenger RNA. The record is from RefSeq and is a predicted model, not a curated record. NCBI's taxonomy places the organism in Eukaryota, Metazoa, Chordata, Actinopteri, Cypriniformes, Danionidae.
CGCAGGUUCGAAUCCUGCCGACAACGAAUCGUUUUCCUUCUAGAACUUACACCCACAACAACCCGGAAGUCUCGUGUCCUUUGAGAGAACACGAUUAUGUGUUUACCGGGACACUAUUUUGAAUUCUGAUCGAGUAUGUCAUUAAUUUUAUGAUGCCUUUCUGAACCGAUAACAAAAAUAAAAUCCACACGUUUCCAUGGUAACGGACGUGGCGUUCUCCAUCGGACAAUCAUGGCGGAUGAUUUGGACGAUUUACUUGAUGAAGUCGAAUCAAAGUUUUGUUGCAACACUUCGGAGUCUAAACAGACAAGCCGUGUUAUGAAACAUACGGAUCAAAAGUGUGACAAUCUCGAAGAAAGGAAACUGCCAAGAAAACAAGGACGUAAAAGAGUUGAAAAUGAGAUAGAUAUUGACGCUAUGCUGCAUGAAAUACUGGAUGAUGAUGUUGAUACACCAACCAGCACACAUGAACCCAGUCCAGCAAAGGCAUCCUCAAGUGCUCAGACAAUCUCCAAGAAAUGUUGCCCUGUGUUUCUUGGUGGAAGCUCUGUUGCACACGGCAUUGGAACCAGCGUUUCCGAAAGGGCCUGCAAUCGAUUAAGAUGUACAUAUUGCGACUUCAGCGUAAUCACCUUUGAUGAUCAUGAAUGGGACUCGUCCUGUGACUAUUUAUUUUUCAGGAACAACAUGCCGGAUUACCACAAGCUGAAGGUGCAUCUGAGGAGGAGAGCGGGUGUUCGUGCGUACGCCUGUCAGUGUAGCUGGAUCUCAAUUCUGACACUCUCACACCUCAGAGAACAACCACAGCUCAAGUGGGUUUGUGGGAAACACAGAGCAUAAACUGCUUCAUCUGAUCAGAGUACGCCUGCUCUCCUGUUCACACAAGGAAAUGCUGGACAUUUUGACUUUGUGAUGCUGGAUAACAAAACCGCUUUCUUUUAAGAGUGUAGUUUGUGUGUGAACUUUUGUCUAUGCUGCAUUUCCUGUGGAAUGAUAAAGUGGCUGAUUUACAUUAUAUAAGCUGUAUUAGUUUGAUAAAUGAACAGCUAUAAUGUAAAUAAAUAUUAUA